AGCGCGAGAGCGAAUAGGGAGGAAGGCUGCAGGAAACCAGUGCAGCGAAAUCCACUAUUUGAGCGAGUAGCUCAAAUGCUGUUGGGAAGUCCUUCUCAAAUCAGCAAAGCAAAUAUGAAACAGUAGGCUAAAGUAUAUCAGUGAGUGGAUGGCAGUAGUCUCCGAGCGGUUCGUCAUCAGACUGGGAGAAGGAAGAAUCCCGAACACCUCUCCCAAUCACCGCCUAUUGUAAAACGAGUAGUAGAAGACCAGCCCCGCUGAGGACCAACACAUUUUGGAUAUUUACCUCUGUUACUGCCGAUAUUUUUGCUCCUGGACUCAUUCGCACAGCCUUUCCUCUUCAACUGAGCGCUAUUCCAGACGUAGGGAAUUCGUGUGUUUACGUAUGGUUCCCGUCGGAACAUAAACAAAAACAGGAUCAUCGAAACCUCCUGUUUUGCAUCCUAUUUGAUUGCUCUGCUCAAAUGACAGAAUCAGGUUGAUCCGUUGUGUUGGGGACUAAAUCAUCACAGCACCAUCUCUACAUGCAUGUAUGCAUACUGAUGACGUGAUGAUAUCUACGGGCGUAACGACUCCCUGAAUUAAAAUCGGCAUCUGAAACCGCUCAUUCUUGCAAAGGGAAGCCAGUUGAGCGUCAUCAUGGUGGUUUUUAAUGGAGUAUUGAAGAUCAAGGUUUGUGAGGCUCUAGACCUGAAGCCCACCCCAUGGUCACUCCGGCACGCCGUUGGACCAAAGACCCAAACAUUCUUACUGGACACCUAUAUCGCCCUCAACGUGGACGAUUCCCGUGUGGGUCAAACAUCGACCAAGCAGAAGACAAAUAGUCCAGCUUGGAACGACGAGUUCGUAACUGAGGUUUACGAUGGGAAGAAAAUUGAACUGUCGGUCUUUCAUGAUGCACCAAUUGGCUAUGAUGACUUUGUGGCCAACUGCAUCAUUCAGUUUGAAGACCUGCUGCAGAAUGGUAGUAAGCACUUUGAAGAUUGGAUCGACCUGGAACCGGAGGGCAAAGUGUACGUCAUCAUUGACCUUUCGGGAUCCUCAAGUGAGGCAGCUGCAUCAUCCAAUGAAAAUGAGGAGAGAGUGUUCCGUGAGCGAAUGCGACCGCGGAAACGGCAGGGGGCGGUCCGGAGGCGUGUCCAUCAGGUUAACGGACACAAGUUUAUGGCCACUUACUUGAGACAGCCCACCUACUGCUCCCACUGCCGAGAUUUUAUCUGGGGUGUGUUGGGGAAACAGGGCUAUCAGUGUCAGGUGUGCACCUGUGUGGUCCAUAAAAGAUGCCAUGAACUCAUUAUCACAAAAUGUGCUGGCUUGAAGAAGCAGGAAGACACUCCUGAAGAGGUUGGCUCCCAGCGCUUCAGUGUAAACAUUCCACACAUGUUCAGCAUUCACAAUUACAAAGUCCCCACUUUCUGCGACCACUGUGGCUCCUUACUUUGGGGACUGAUGCGGCAGGGACUGCAGUGCAAAGCCUGUAAAAUGAAUGUCCAUCGGCGCUGUGAAAGUAAUGUAGCUCCAAGCUGUGGUGUCGAUGCCAGAAAAAUUGCUAAAGUCCUCUCUGACCUCGGUGUGACACCAGACAAGAUUUCCAAUAGUACCCAGCGCAGGAAAAAGUUGACCCCAGGGCAGGACCCUCAACAACCCACAUCAGAUACACCCUCAUCAGAGGAGUUUGAUCGUUGCAAAUCGGCUCCAACAUCACCUUGUGACCAGGCAGAGCUUGCAGAACUGGAGAGCAUCCGUAAGGCUUUGUCAUUCGGCCAGGAGCACAAGUCUUCCUCCUCUUCCUCAUGCAGUGGCAUUCAGAGCACAUUGCUCGAGGGUCGGGAGAAUGGACACCUGAAAAUAGUCCAGACGAAGAGGAUGAGUCUGACUGACUUCUCCUUCAUCAAAGUGCUGGGUAAAGGCAGCUUCGGCAAGGUAAUGCUGGCAGAGCUGAAGGGCUCAGAUGAAGUGUAUGCUGUGAAAGUGCUGAAGAAAGAUGUCAUCCUGCAAGAUGAUGAUGUGGACUGCACUUUGACAGAGAAACGCAUUCUGGCCCUGGCUAGAAAGCAUCCGUAUCUAACCCAGCUUUUCUGCUGCUUCCAGACAAAGGAUCGGUUGUUCUUCGUUAUGGAGUAUGUGAAUGGAGGAGACUUGAUGUUUCAGAUCCAGCGCUCGCGAAAGUUUGACGAAUCUCGUUCCCGUUUCUACGCAGCUGAGGUCACAUCAGCGCUUAUGUUCCUGCAUCAACAUGGUGUUAUCUACAGAGACCUGAAGCUGGAUAACAUUCUGUUGGAUGCUGAAGGCCACUGUAAACUGGCCGACUUUGGAAUGUGCAAGGAGGGCAUUCUGAACGGUAUCACGACCACCACCUUCUGUGGGACCCCUGACUACAUCGCGCCUGAGAUCCUGCAGGAGUUGGAGUACGGGCCAUCAGUGGAUUGGUGGGCUUUGGGCGUGCUCAUGUAUGAGAUGAUGGCUGGUCAACCUCCAUUUGAAGCUGACAACGAAGACGACCUGUUUGAGUCCAUUCUCCAUGAUGACGUUCUUUAUCCUGUGUGGCUCAGCAAAGAAUCAGUCAGCAUUCUGAAAGCUUUUAUGACAAAGAGCCCUAAUAAGCGUCUGGGGUGUGUGGUGACCCAGGGGCUGGAGGAAGCCAUCAAAGUCCACCCCUUCUUCAGAGAGAUUGACUGGGUCCUGCUGGAGCAGAGGAAGAUCAAACCACCCUUUAAACCUCGCAUCAAAACCAAGCGUGAUGUGAAUAACUUUGACCAAGACUUCACUCGAGAGGACCCUGUGCUUACACCAGUGGAGGAGGCCAUCAUAAAACAAAUCAACCAGGAUGAAUUUAAGGGUUUCUCUUACUUUGGAGAGGAGGCUUCAUCUUAAAGCCCUGGCACCUAUCAGUUCAAAUAAAAACACACAGUAAACAUACCCACAUCGCCACGCAAUAUAUUAAUACACUCUCCACAGAUGUGCUGAAGACCACAGGCUGGGCUCCGAGCAGAAGAGCCAGUCCCUAUGUCCGGAAUUCAGUUCUCCUUUACUGCUGUUUUCAUUCUUAUAUUCUUCUCUGUAUCUCCAAAAGAGAAACAUUUGUACUGCAUAUUCUCAUGACAGUGGACAUCAUAGAGUACCCGGCCUCUACAGUAAUGUCACUGUAAUGUUUCAAAAAGCUACUAGUUUGAAAACUAAUCAGAAAAGAAUGUCCUCCAGAGCCCAGAAUGAAGGGUCGGAACACACUACCUUAAACCAAAUUGACAAUACCAAUGAUUGUACUACCAUUUGGACACCAGUCAGGUCUCCAUAGUCCCUGAUGGAAGCGGUUGUGCCCUUGAGGAAGAAUAUACCCUGCAUACGUGACAAUGAAUGAAACAUGUUGUGCUGUGCAGUCAAAUGCCUUUUUGUGUAUUCAGGUGACAUUUUGGGAGCAAUUUUAUAAAUAUAUAUAUAGAAAGACAUAAAAAAAUGAACUUUGUAGUAUAUAUAUAUAUAUAUAUAUAUAUAUAUAUAUA
This is a messenger RNA of Xyrauchen texanus (razorback sucker), 3500 nucleotides long. It is a transcript of the gene prkcea, whose product is annotated as protein kinase C, epsilon a. Gene Ontology annotation, molecular function: ATP binding; diacylglycerol-dependent serine/threonine kinase activity. Gene Ontology annotation, biological process: protein phosphorylation. NCBI's taxonomy places the organism in Eukaryota, Metazoa, Chordata, Actinopteri, Cypriniformes, Catostomidae. The record is from RefSeq and is a predicted model, not a curated record. Bases 640 to 2874 code for a protein of 744 amino acids. The transcript is spliced from 15 exons.